Molecule: messenger RNA, 1242 nt
Organism: Acanthosepion pharaonis
Lineage: Eukaryota; Metazoa; Mollusca; Cephalopoda; Sepiida; Sepiidae
Source: the annotation of a GenBank genome assembly
AUGAACGGUAUUUUGGGAUGUUUAAUCUCUCUGCAUCACUUUCUUUCUUUCUUUCUUUCUUUCUCUCUCUCUCUCUCUCUCUCUCUCUCUUUCUCUCUCAUUUUCACUUUCGAUGUGCGCUUUGUUUCCUUUGUCUCUUCAUUUGAAAUCUACGAGUGGAUAUAUCUGUCGACCUCUCAGUUAUUCUAUCUUUCUGUUUGUAAUUUCUUCACGUCUCCCUGUCAUAUCGCAAGGGGGCGUAUCUAUCAUUUUAUUCCUACGAACAUUCUGUCAUCCAUCCACCAAUCUGUUUUCCUGUCUAUUUUCUGUUUGCCAGUGAUCUUAAUCUAUCGGCGUAUCCGUUUAUCUAUCUAUCUAUCUAUCUAUCUAUCUAUCUAUCUAUCUAUCUAUCUAUCUUAUCUAUCUAUCUCAGCCUGUUCUUAUCUAUCUAUCUAUCUAUCUAUCUAUCAACAACUUCACUGUCUUUCUCGUUAUAUUUCACUCUUCUUUCUUAUCUCUCACUUUUUCCUCUCUCUCUCUCUCUCUCUCUCUCUCUCUCUCUCUCUCUCUCACACACACACACACACACACACUCUCUUUCUUUCGUUUUCUCUCCCCCCAUCACUUUCUUUCUUUCCCUCAGUUUCUCUCUCUUUCAUAACUUUCUCUUUCUUUUUCCCUCACUUUUUCUAUCUCUUUCCCUCACUUUCUCUCCUUCUCUCUCUCCCUCAGUUUCUCUCUUUUUCUUUCCCUCACAUCCUUUCUUUCCCUCACUUUCUCUCCUUCCCACCCUUUCUCUCCCUUUUCUUCUCUCUCUCGCUUUUUCUUUCUCUCUCUCUCUUUCCUUCACUGGCUGACAUUCUCUCACUCUUGAUUCUUUUAUAUUUUAUGUUUUACCUCUUCUUUCUUUCUUUCUUUCUUUCUUUCUUUCUUUCUUUCUUUUUUUCUUUCUUUCUUUUUUUUUUUUCUUUCUUUCUUUCUUUCUUUCUUCAAAUUCAUUUAUUCUUCAAAACCAUUCUUUCUUUUUUUCUUUCUUUCUUUUUUUCUUUCUUUUUUUCUUUCUUCAAAUUCAUUUAUUCUUCAAAACCAUUCUUUCUUUUUUUCUUUCUUUCUUUUUUUCUUUCUUUCUUUCUUCAAAUUCAUUUAUUCUUCAAAACCAUUCUUUCUUUUUUUCUUUCUUUCUUUAGACGUUAUUCUUUCCCUCAUCACACUCUCUUCUUCGCAUCACUUGCUCUCCUGCUUCCCUCUGAGAAGUAUAUGUGA